AUGCCAGUUUGCGUACAUAAGGGCUGCGAAAAAACCUAUACCGAAGAAGAGAAUAACGACACAGCUUGUCUUUAUCAUCCUUCUUCUCCCAUCUUUCAUGAAGGGUUAAAGGGAUGGCAAUGUUGUUCGCCUCGUGUUAUAUCAUUCGAUGAUUUCUUGGCUAUUCCAGGCUGCACACGUGGUCGUCACAGCGAUCAACAGCCUGAAGCAGUAGCAACCACUAAACCACAAGAAGACACAUCAAAAUAUUCAGUUGCAGCCACACCAACUGCAACACGAAUCGAAAACGGUGUUGAAAUUUACGGCAACGGUCCUUCAGUUUCAUCCAUUGGAAAAGAAUUCGAAUCAUUAGCGGUUUCGUCCUCGUCAUUAUCUUCAGGCGCUAACCAAAUAAUGAAAAAACCCGUAAAUGAAAAAACCCCAGAAGAAGAUGAUCUCUCGGUACCCGUAUCGCCUGGGACAAAAUGUAAACGUGGUGGCUGUAGUAAAACAUUUAUUGAUGAGUCGACGAGUCGUGCUGAAGGAGGGACUGAAGCUGAAUGCGUGUAUCAUCCGGGUAGUCCGGUGUUUCAUGAAGGAAGUAAAGGAUGGAGUUGCUGUUCUCGUAAAGUUUUAGAAUUCGACGAGUUUCUGAAGAUACGUGGUUGUAAAACUGGCAAACACUUAUUUGUCGGCUCAAAAAAGGAAGAUACACAAGCUGGUGAGGCUGUACAAUGCCGUCAUGAUUGGUACCAAACCCCUACUUCUAUAAUCAUGUCAAUAUAUGCUAAAAAAGUUGAUAAAGAAAAGUCUUCGAUCUCAUUCAGAUCCGAAGAGGUGGAAGCGAAUCUGAAAAUGUUCGACGGUAAACGAUUUUGUGAAGUCAUACCGCUCGAGUAUUGUGUUGACCCUGAAAACUCCACCUUUGAAAUUUUGUCAACAAAAGUGGAACUCAAUAUGAAGAAGGCAAGCAACAAAUCUUCUAUCUCAGGUCGCUGA
Messenger RNA from Ambispora gerdemannii, 978 nucleotides. NCBI's taxonomy places the organism in Eukaryota, Fungi, Glomeromycota, Glomeromycetes, Archaeosporales, Ambisporaceae. The record is from the annotation of a GenBank genome assembly.